UUAUUGUAGUACCUGAGCGUUAAUAUUAUUAAUACCCGAUGGUUCGUGUUAAUAAUCACGCUAAAUUCAUACUUUAAGCCAGAUAUGUGUGAUAUAUUCGUUAUGAGCAAGCUGUUGACAUUUACUUGUAAGGCGAACCAGAUUAUAACAGUGCAUGAUAUAAAAGUAUUGUAAUACAAAUAAGUUAUCACGGUUUUACAAAAAUAAGGACUCAAUACAUCCUAACAUCCACUGUCUCCAUUCCUUCGCCAGGACAGAAGGCUACAAUGACAUCAGGCAACAUGAGCAGCGAUGAAGAGAGGAGUAUGAGAGAGUGCGAGCAGUACGUGCAGAAACACAACAUCCAGCAGCUGCUGAAGGACUGCAUCGUCCAGCUGUGCACCUCGCGGCCAGACCGGCCAAUGGCUUUCCUCAAAGAGUACUUUGACAAACUGGAAAAGGAGGAGAGCAUGCAGAUGCUGCUGCAGCAGAAGGCCUCGGGCUCCCGCUCGGACUCCCGCUCGGACUCCCGCUCGGAGGAGUCUCCCCCCAUGAACCCCGUGGUGCGGGGGCGCCGCCGCCGCGGGGCCAUCAGCGCCGAGGUGUACAACGAGGAGGACGCCGCCUCCUACGUCAGAAAGGUCAGCCCCUGGAACGCAUGA
Gadus macrocephalus (Pacific cod) is the source of this 641-nucleotide messenger RNA. RefSeq names its product cAMP-dependent protein kinase type I-alpha regulatory subunit-like. Lineage: Eukaryota; Metazoa; Chordata; Actinopteri; Gadiformes; Gadidae. The record is from RefSeq and is a predicted model, not a curated record.